UUCAACUCAAAAUGAUCAUCAUUCUCAUCAAAAAGAAAAGCAUAAAGAAAAUGAUCAAAUAGUUGUUCCACGUGUUAUUCCUCCAUUUGAACAAAUAAAAAGCAAUAAUAAUAAUAGAGAAAUUGAUAAUAAUGGAAAUUGGAAUAUGAGAAGGAAGUCGUUUAAUAAUGGAAAUAAUGGUGGGCCUAGUCCUACUGUUAAUAAUGUUCCAAUGAGAAGUGAAGAGCAACAAGAAUUUAUUCGAGGAGGACAAAAGUUCACCAACAAACAUCAAGUCUGGAGAGGAAAAUUUAUUUGGAAUUCUUUUAUUUCAUUUGAUUGUAAAUUAACUGCAAUAAGCAAUAGAGGAGCAUUUAAAGCGGGUCGUGAAUUGCCUCAAUCUCUUCAAGUAAUGGGCAGAUCGGAAGCUAAUGGUGUUUGGCAUUAUAUUGGAAGAUUAACUGAUAGUUGGGAUAAACAAGUUAUUUUAUUGUUGGUUGAACAUCCACAAGAUACAUAUCAAUAUGAGUUAUAUAUGCGUUGUUUCGAAAAAGUCAGUAGCUGUGAUAAUCAACAAAUUAUUGUUUUGGAUUUAGCUGGACAUGAACAUAUUAAGGAUGGAUAUGUUUUUACUCUUGGUCCUGGAAUGCCUUUACCAAGCGUUCUCCUUCCAUUGGAUGGUCCUGGAUUACCUGACUGGUGUAUGCACAGAGCUUUUAUGAUCAUAAUGCUAGUUCGCCGUAUGGAUCGUGAAGAUAAGUUAUGGCGUAAACAACAAGACGAAAAUUGGCGUCAACAACGUACAUUACAACCCUUGCCUUCUGAACGAUUUGAUUCUUCUACGCCUCAACAUCAACAAAAAAACCUUUCCUCGCCAUUCGAUUCCCAAAUGGAUUGGUCUUCACCACAACAACAAAUACCUAACAACAACUCGAAUUUACGAACUCCAAAUAUUUCUGAUAUACCAAACUGGCGUAAACCGCGUGUAGCAGAAGACUCUUUAAUAACAACUGUAAGUUGUGCUCAGCCUCCAGUAUGGCCGCCGCCGGAGGAUUCAUGCAUUGCUUCAACUUCACAAAAUCUUGAAACAACAAGGCAUCAAUCCACCAAUUCUCCACAUUUAAAUAAUAACAGGCAUAAUUCAGAACUUUCUAACAACAACAAUAUUUUGUUAGAAAAUGGUGAAGAAAUUCAAUUGCCAAUAAUUGAGACAGUUGAUGAAUUGUUGAGGGAAAUAAGGGAUCAAGCUAAUCCAGAGCAUAUAAUCCUCCUUGUUGGUAACUUUUUACAAGCACAUUCUGAUUUAACAACGGAAGAAAGAUUGGAUAUUAGCUUAGCAGUUAGACAAAGAACUUUAUUGGAACAGAAUAGAGGAAGUAAUAAUGUUGAUAAUGUUGUUGAUGAGUCAACAAGAACAGCAAGAACACCAACAACAGCCUUAUUAGAGUAUAAUAGUGAGAAGACUUCUGAAAAGAAUAAAACUACAAGUGAAGUAACUAGUGUUGUUGUAGAGCAAGAAGAAGGUGUCCGGUCAAAUAAUAGAGAUCCUCUGGAAGAAGAAAAUGAAACUGAAAAGGAAGUGGAACAACAACAAGAAGGGGUGGAGGAAACGAAUGAGGCAACAGCAACUUCAACUAGUGCUGUUGUAGUAGAAGGAGAACAACAACCAACUAAUGAGUCGCUUCGGCCAUAUUCACCAAGUGAUUUUAUCAUUGACACACAAAUCCGUUCUAUUAUUAAUUGUGAAGAUUUGAAUGUUUCAAAGAAAAAAAAUAUUGUAAAUUUUAUUUUUUUCAAAAUUUGCUGCCCUUCCGAUUUCCAAAAUCGGGAAUUCAAUUUUUAUUUCGGCAGGAUCCCUAGAGGCUUCAUGUCUUUUAAAAACUUUCUUUUUUUAAAGGAGCCUAGAAGAAAUACAGCUCCAUCACAACCAUCACCACUUUCCAAACUUCCUUCAAAUUGUGUAUCAUCAUCACCUAGACCAGUGCCUCCACUAUCUUCUCCAGUUCCACCAUCUCAACAACAACAACAUCCACCGCCUCCUCCUCCUCCCCCUCCAUCAUCACCACCACCGCCACCUCCAGCUUUGUCUUCUCCACAGCCUCCUCCACCUCCGCCGACAACAACUACAAUUGCUACUGCCAAUGUAUACAUUUAUGCCAAUGGCUUUAUUAUUUCAACAACCUCCUCCACCAUCAUCAUUUUGCCUUGUCAAUUACUUCAAACAAUUCCAAAUAUUGCUGAAACAACAACUACGAACAUUUCUCCUUCAAAAUGUUUGUUACCUCCACCACCACCUCCUCCUCUAUCAACAACAUUAUUUCAUCUUCCUCCACCUCAAAUUCCUCCAAAUAUUGCUGCUGACUUGACGGCAACUACAACACCUAUUUCUAAUAAAUGUUUAUUACCCCCACCUCCUCCACCGCCAUCUUUACAGCAUCAACACCAGCAACAUCCGACAAGUUCAAACAUUUUGGGUGGGGAUUAUGGUAGUAAUAGCAGCAAUGUAAAUGAUGAUUCUAUGUUUUGUGAGGAUAUUGAAUUGGACAAUUUUGAUUCUAUCACCGCUCUUCACUCUCAAAAACGACAACAACAACAACAAAAAAGAAUUUUUGUUCCUCCAUCGCCUACUACAACACCUAAUAUAUUAAGAGGACCACAACAACAUCAACACCAACAACCACCACCAUCAUCCAUUCUUCCACUUAGACAACAGCAACUACCACCUCCAACCCCUUUAACUCCUCUUAAUAGGCAACAACAACAUAUUCCUUCUCUUAUACGGCAUCAACAACAAUCCUCGUCAUCAACAUCCAUUCCUCCUCCCCUUAGACAACAACAAACACCACCAUUAAUCCCUCCUUUAAGACAGCAACAAUUUACUCCAAUUUUUGGACGGCAGCAACACCAACCAAUUCCUUCUCUUAGACAUCAACUACUACAACAACAACAACAGUCACCUAUUCCUCCACUUAUUACUAAUAGUAGAGGGAGGAAUGAGGUAAUUUAA
Molecule: messenger RNA, 2986 nt
Organism: Meloidogyne enterolobii
Lineage: Eukaryota; Metazoa; Nematoda; Chromadorea; Rhabditida; Meloidogynidae
Source: the annotation of a GenBank genome assembly